GUCAUCAAAUAUAUUGUCUGAUGUCUCCAUUAUUUGCCAAAUCAAGUUCAUUAAUUUUUGUAGCUCUGCCGUUAAUAAGACGAAAGAGAAUACCAGAUUGAAAUUGUUUGGAUCUUGUACCUCUGACUUUCAAUUAAACCAAUUCCCAUUAAAUCCUGAUAAGUAUGUGACAAAUCUGUCAUCGGUUGAACUUUUAUUACAUGAAAAGGAGGUGCUAUCACUUGGUUUCAAUUUUUCUAUCCCAUUAAAGAAUAUUUCGGACUUAGCAAUUGAUUCUCAGUUUGAAAAUUUGUAUGAUCAGUUGAGUUCCCUAACUCCUUCCUCGACAGAUGACCAAAGUUGGUUGAAAGUUAAAUUUGUAGAUGUAGCACACCAAUUCCGUAAUUCAAGUCGGAAACAAAGAAGCAUUUUAAUAUCAACUCAUUUUAAAGCCCUAAAGGAAUUACGUAACAGAACCGAUUUAGUUAUUUUGAAACCUGACAAAGGAUCUGGUGUAGUUGUAAUGGACAGAUGCGAUUACAAAACAAAAAUGUUAUCCAUCCUUAGUGACAAAAGCAAAUUCAUAGCCGAUGUUCCUUCGGAUGAUAUCAGAAAAUUAGAAGGAAAAGUAAAUUCUCAUUUAGUAAAACUUCGUGGCUUGGACGUUAUCGAUAAACAGGAGUUUAAUUCCUUGAAACCCAUGGGAUCUGACUUUCCAAACCUCUAUGGAUUACCCAAAAUUCAUAAGGUUGAUAAUCCAUUACGGCCAAUUCUUUCAAUGUGUAACUCGCC
Molecule: messenger RNA, 771 nt
Organism: Trichobilharzia szidati
Lineage: Eukaryota; Metazoa; Platyhelminthes; Trematoda; Strigeidida; Schistosomatidae
Source: the annotation of a GenBank genome assembly